GCACAGCACUGCAGCCCCUCUCCCCUCCCCUCCCUCCCCCGGGCAAGGCAGCGAGCGAGCUGCUGCUGCUCUUGGUGCGGUGCAGAGCGGAGCAGGAGCAGGAGGCGCGCGGGCAGGUUCCCGGGGAGCCUGGAGCCUGGGCGCGCUGCUGGAAGCUGGGGGUGGGAGGGAAGUGUGUGCUAUGCCUUUAACGCCUGGGUACAGUAGACAUGUAUAGUGUGUAGUGUAGGGAAAGUCUAGGCGGGGUUAAAGUUCAGCUCAUGGAGCUGCUCAGCGCUCGCUGCAGUUUAGCAGAGUUGGAAAUGUGAAAGCAAGAAGCAGGCUAGGUUCUCCCCCCUCUUUCUCUCUCCCUCUCUCUCUCUUUUCCUCUCUCUCUCCCUUUCUCUCUCUCUCUCUCUCUCUCACUCUCACACACACACCUCCAAACCACAAAAACCCCCACAGCAGUCAUGUAUUCUCCUCUCUGUCUCACCCAGGAUGAAUUUCAUCCCUUCAUCGAAGCACUUCUGCCUCACGUCCGAGCAUUUGCAUACACAUGGUUCAACUUGCAAGCCCGAAAACGAAAAUACUUCAAAAAACAUGAAAAACGCAUGUCAAAAGAGGAAGAGAGAGCAGUGAAGGACGAAUUGCUGAGCGAAAAACCUGAGGUCAAACAAAAAUGGGCAUCCAGACUUCUGGCAAAGCUACGGAAAGAUAUCAGGCCUGAGUACCGAGAGGAUUUUGUUCUCACAGUCACAGGAAAAAAGCCUCCAUGUUGUGUUCUUUCCAAUCCAGACCAGAAGGGCAAGAUGAGAAGAAUUGACUGCCUACGCCAGGCAGAUAAGGUCUGGAGGUUGGACCUUGUAAUGGUGAUUUUAUUUAAAGGUAUUCCGCUCGAAAGUACUGAUGGCGAACGCCUUGUAAAGUCCCCACAGUGCUCUAACCCAGGGCUGUGCGUACAGCCACAUCAUAUAGGAGUUUCUGUUAAGGAACUCGAUUUAUAUUUGGCAUACUUUGUGCACGCAGCAGAUUCAAGUCAAUCUGAAAGUCCCAGCCAGCCAAGUGAAGCUGAUAUUAAGGACCAGCCAGAAAAUGGACAUUUGGGCUUCCAGGACAGUUUUGUCACAUCAGGUGUUUUCAGUGUGACUGAGCUGGUCAGAGUCUCACAGACACCAAUAGCUGCAGGAACAGGCCCAAAUUUCUCCCUCUCAGAUUUGGAAAGUUCUUCAUACUAUAGCAUGAGCCCAGGAGCAAUGAGGAGGUCUUUACCUAGCACAUCCUCUACCAGCUCUACAAAACGCCUCAAAUCUGUGGAGGAUGAAAUGGACAGUCCUGGUGAAGAGCCAUUUUAUACAAGCCAAGGGCGCUCUCCAGGAAGUGGCAGUCAGUCAAGUGGAUGGCAUGAAGUGGAGCCAGGAAUGCCAUCGCCAACCACAUUAAAGAAGUCAGAGAAGUCUGGUUUCAGCAGUCCCUCGCCUUCGCAGACCUCCUCCCUUGGAACGGCAUUCACACAGCAUCAUCGACCUGUCAUUACAGGACCCAGAGCAAGUCCGCAUGCAACACCAUCGACUCUUCAUUUUCCAACAUCACCCAUUAUUCAGCAGCCUGGGCCAUACUUCUCACACCCAGCAAUCCGCUAUCAUCCUCAGGAGACUUUGAAAGAGUUUGUCCAACUUGUCUGCCCGGAUGCUGGUCAGCAGGCUGGACAGGUGGGGUUCCUCAAUCCCAAUGGCAGCAGCCAAGGCAAGGUGCACAAUCCAUUCCUUCCUACCCCAAUGUUGCCACCGCCGCCGCCACCACCAAUGGCUAGGCCUGUGCCUCUGCCCGUGCCAGACACAAAACCUCCAACCACAUCGACAGAAGGAGGUGCCGCCUCUCCUACUUCACCAACCUACUCGACACCCAGCACCUCCCCCGCAAACCGAUUCGUCAGUGUUGGACCUCGGGAUCCAAGCUUUGUAAAUAUCCCUCAACAGACACAGUCCUGGUACCUGGGAUAAAAGUCACAGCUUCCCAUCACCCACCGGACAGACCACCUGACUCCUUCCCAACUCCGUAACAUGGAAGCAGCAGCAACACCGUGCAGUUACUUCACGUCAGUGGAAGGAGAGAUGAACAGCUACCGACAGCAAACAAGUAGUACAUGGAAAUGGCAAAUGUUAUGGUCAAUGGCAAAGGCCAUAACUUCUCUGAGAUUUUUUUAGACACCUUUGGGACUGUUGUGAUUUCUCAUAUGGUGCUGGAAAUGGUUGGGCUUUGUAAUUUUUGAAGUGUUUCAUUGGUAGUGUAAGUAUUAGGUGACACUGGGUAGAACUAGCCUCUGCUGCUGCUUACUGACUCGCUGUUGUAACACACUUUCCAUAUGGAGCCUAACUGUUUUACAGCAUUUUCAUUGAUUUUUUUUUUCCCAUGCAGGUGUGAGACUUCUUGAGAAAUCAUGAAACACACUUAAACUGUAACUUUUGUAGUAGGUGAAUUCUGCAAUAUAUAAACGUACAGGACAGACAUGGGGCGUGUUUUUCUGUAACAGAUCGGGGGGGAAAUGCAGUUUUUUUGUUUUGUUGUUGGUCUUUUUUUUUUUUUUUUUUACAGUUAGAUACAUAACAUGAACAAUAUGAGCAUUGUCAACAGGUUUUUUUCCACUCAAGUUGCAGAGUGAUUUAAAACAUCAAACUACUACUAUUCACUAAAAAAAGAAAAAAAGGAAAAAAAAGAAAAAAGUUUGAAAUGCUGCACUUACAUAACAUUUUUUCAACAAUUUUCAACAAUUACACAAAAAUUCAUGCAGAAAUGGGGAAGUUGGUCUGUUUUGACAGAAACUGACAGGAAUCAAAACAAUCGAAUUUUGAAUUGAGUAAAGUGCAAUUUCAUUGGAUAGCUAAAUAUCUUUGUAAGAUAGAGAUUGUUGAAAAUUCUAUUUUUGUUUUCCAAGUCCUUCCACCCCAGGACUCUAAAGUAUUGGGGUAAAAAACAGCCUUGCAAGAAAAAGGGGAGCUAUUUUUGCUUUUUAUGUUUUUUAUUGUUAAACUUGUAUCCCUUUAAAACUGAAGGAAAAUUAAAAAAAAAAACUAAUGGUGCUUUUACCACAAUAUGUUAACUACAUUAAAUGCUAAUUAAUCAUUUUCUGUUAUCAAAGCACAUAACUAAAAUGAAAUCAUAAUAUCUGUUAAUUUUAUAAGCUAAAAGUCACUAUAAUGGAUUAUGCCAAUUCUGACAAAUUUUACGUCUUUCCGGCAAUAUAGGGUUUAUCAGUUCUCAAACACCUUGGGAAUCACAUAGAACUGUCCAGAAAUUAAAACACCUUUGUGUCCCUGAACUGGUACUUUUUCUGGACUACAAAGAAAACAAUACAGAAACGAAUGCUGAUGUGACAACUUAACGCCAGUUCAAAGCAAGGGCACUUGCUGAAAAAGAAAAAAAGUUUGGACCCCAAACGUCCUGUAUCUUAUGUACAAAAAAAAAAAGAAAAAAAAGGAAAAAAAGGAAGAAAUAAAAAAAAAGAGUGCAAGUGAUUUUUCCUAUCAGACAGCGGAGCAUCCCUUUGCUUCACAUGUGACUUUAAGAAGGUUUCCUAUACUAUACAUAUAUAUACGUUCUGGUUGGCAAGUCCAGCUAAUCAGAGAAAGUCUCUGCAUGUUCUAGUGUUAGUAACUAAUUUUUAUAUAGUUAAUGUAGGGUAAAGUAGAGUGCAUUAAGACACAAUAUUGUAAUCCCUAUUCCAGGCACUUGCCUUUAAACUAUGUUUGUAUGGCCCUUCAGAAGGGUUUCUACUACUGUCCUAUACAAUCAAGUAACUGAAAUUCUUGGGAAGACACUUUGCUCCUCAUCUUUUCCCUGAAACAAUGUUUUUUUUUUUUCUUAAUUUGCACGAAACAAAAAAAAAAACAAAAACAAAAAAUUCCAUAUCAAUGUGCCUUGCCCUGGAUAGCGAUUAUUUGUGGAAUUGUUGCACAUGUUCCUAUAUUGAAAGGGGUUUUUCCCUAGUCAAGCAUUUGGAGACACUUUUUGUAAAUGUGACUUUUAUGUCAGCCAUUGUCAGUUUCAACAUCUAGAAUUAAAUAGAAUGUUAGUUGUUCCGCAGAUAGGAGUAGUGUUUAUUGUCCUGUAUGGUCAGUGGCAGUGCUAUUCUGAGAUCUGUAGAUGCUAGAUUAUCAGUAUUUUUGGAUGUUGCUGCAUUUUACAUUUUAUUUGGAGUCUUCCUUUUGUUUUGUUUUUCCCAGAUAUAUGAAAAUAUGCAAUACCUGCUUAUAUCAUGUAGAAAAGCUUAGCAAUUAUUAAUUUUUCUUUUAUUUUUUUUUAUUUGACCAAAGUUGGUGCUGCACUUGACGCAGUGUGUUUUAGGUGUUUGUCUUUGUACUUAUGUGAUUUUGAAUGCACAUGCAGGAAGGGCUCUUCUUAGAGAAGCAGUCAAACUGUGAAGCACUAAGCUGAACCCUGCUUCAAGCAAUUUUUGUUUUACAAUUGUUCCUUUCACAAGCAAGCCUUAAAAAAAAAACAAAAAAAAACUUCCUUUUUCUUCAGAUCCCACACCCAUUUUUAUUAGCAGACUGCAAUCAAGCCACAUUCAACAAAAGUAUAUAAUGCCCAUUUUUAUAUGCACGUUUUUAAACUUCCAAGUUCUGAAAAUUGUUUACUGGUUAUUCUCUAUUUAAGGAAAAAAAUAAAAUGUUUUGGAUUUUCAUAUGUGUCUGAUAAGUGGUUGAGUAGUCAUUUUGCUCUGUUGUAUUGUGUGAUUGUUAGUAUAUGGUAUCACAUCCUCUAGCCAGCAUCCUUUGCCUUCCCUAUAGCACUUAGCUGGGCAUUACUUUAUUAAGACAUAUGUGCACUAAAAAAAAUAAUAAUAAAAUUAAAAAAUAGCAGCUUUCAGUGCUUCACAGUGAAGGGAAAAAAGCCUAGACAAACAUUUUGUCAGAACCUUGCUAUAAGCCAAGGUAUUACCAGUAAAUUGGUUGUAUAUACAAUAAAAUUGCACCCUUUUUUAAACAAAACAAACUUAAGCAAUAGUUUGGGCAGUUAGUUGUUUUUAGUGAGCAUGUUGUAGUCAUGGCUGCAAAGAGAGAGAAUUAAACUGCCCACUCAGAAGAUAUGUAAUUUGUAUGUUGUAUAGUUUUAUUGAGUACACUGAUUUAUUCUACCCUAUUUUAUAAUGCAGGACUUUUGUAAUGUUGUUUAAAUGAGGACAAAUUUCUGUCAAAUUAGCUUAGUGGAAUUUCUGAUUGUUCGUUAUAAAGGCAGCGUUCAUAGAAUUGCUUUUUUUUCCCUUUGGGAACUGGAUUUAAGUUAAAAACUUUCCUGUUUCCGUUUUGUAUGUAUUUAAAUACAGUUAUUUUUCUUCUCUCAAUGGUAUAGCAUAUUCCUAUGCUUGAGAAGUAUAGGCUACUGAAGAACCAUUGUAAAUGGACAGUACAGGUAUGCUGUAUUUUUGAAGGUAUUUUGUCGCAUUAAGUUUGAUGACGCUAAAGUUAGGGAAUUCUGAUCAGAGUUGCAGAAAAAAAUGUUUUAAAGGCUUUAAAACAUUAAGUAGGCGGUCAAGGGUGUUAAUCAACAGUGGUUGUAAAGUAUUAAACACACUAAAUUAAAUUUUUGUUCGCCUUAUUACCAUGCAGAAAACACAGCAGUUCAGUUCUGUUCAGGUAUGGAGAACAAACAGUUUUUUAUUCCUCAAAGUAAAGCAAAGACUGGAGUUCUGAGCAAGUCAGCUGCUUGGGGUGUGCAGCCUACAAUAAAGAAAACAUGCAAGAGCCAGGCGGACAGUGUUGGUCCCUAAUUCAGAAUCCGAUUACAUUUCCUUCCCCUUUUAAAUAGUUUUAUUAGUUUGCUAAAAAAUAAUGCAAACAACUUCUAUUCCCUCUCCACCCACUCUCUGGAAAUUUUGUCAGACAUAAAUACUGACUCAUACUCAACUCCCUCCUCCCCCCACCCCACAAAUUUAAAGAUUUAAAAAUUGCUUGUCACAAAUUCCUUUCACUAGUUCAUUCCUCACUUUUCCUUUUUUUGAACUAGGCCACUUGCUUUUGUUGUGCUGCGCACCCCAGCAAUGCCGUUCUUUAUUCCUUGUCCUUUAUCAUAAAACUUACGGGCUAAAGUUAGGCAGCCAUGGCAUACUUUGUCUCCGCUCUUUAUUCCCGCUCAUCCCUCCUCUCUUGAGGUUGAAGGGUAAAGGAAACACAAACUUUCCUCAACUCCACAGUAUUCAGUCAGCCCACAGGAAUAUGCAAAAUCCCUCUAACUUUGUUUUUCUUUCACUAUUUCUUUUUGUUCCAUAUAUUUUGCAGCUUUGUAGUAACAGUGUUAUAAAAUAUUUACUGUACAAAAAAAUACAAAAAAACCCAGAUACAUAGCCUAAAACAGUUUUUUUUUUCCUUGUGGUGAUUUUUUUUUUUUAAAGAAUGUCAGUUAAUAUUGUACUUUGCAUUUGUCUCUGGAAAUAUCUUCUUCUUCUUUUCUUUUUUUUUAGAAGGCCUCCAUCGAACAAAAUUAAAAACACAACCGGCAUGAUAAUGUAAGGAGAGCUUCAAUGGCACCUAAAAACUAAACAAACAAAUCUCAUGAGAUCUGUUGAAGGAAGGUCUCAUGAAGUGAACGCUGCCUGCUAGGCAGGAUUUUCAUCAAAUCAGUCUUGCAAUGCCAAUUUUGUCUUGAAGUCAAUGCAUGUAUUACUGUUUGACAGUAAACCCGGCUAUGCCAUCAUCAAGUCCAAGGCUGUGCAAUAGUCUAAUUAGUAUUGAGGACAUUUUCCUUUUAUUUUUUCCAAUAAAAAAGCAGUGGGAUGAAAAUUGCUUUGAUAUAUAGCAGGUAACAUUGAAGCUAUUCCAUAGCACUUAACUGUAGUGAAUACUGUGUCACCAAUUCUGAAAUCAAUUUAAUGUUUAAUGCAAAUCCAUUACAUGGUGCUAUUACAGGCUGGCAAAAUGAUUUACAAAAAUGUGACAACUUGGGCUCAAUUCACUCUGCUUUCCAACAAUGUAAAUGCAUAGCAGUGUUUAUCUGCAUGAGAACUAUGCACUAAUCUGUCUGAAAAAAAAAGAAUAUAUCAACUUUGGUAUCUACUUUCCGUUUACUUAAAUCCUUGCCUUUUUGGUCAUUGUUAUAAUGCCAGCUUUAGGACAGAGAGAAUUAUAAGAAAACCAGCAUAAUACCUGAUAUAUUAAAAUGUAGUGCCUGUGAAAUCUGUAUUAUAUUGCUCUUCUGAAGUAAGAUUUUUUCUACACCGGUAGCCUUCGCUGUCUGUCAGAACCUUCUGAUAUAGGUGAUGUAAAAUAACCGUACAAUAUUAAUGCAUGCUAUUCCAUAAUGCUUAGUGAGCUGUAUGAAUAUUACUCAAAGUUAUGUUAGUCUUUUUUUCUGACUUGGUUCGUGUCAGAUAGGUUUAAAAAUAUUUCACUGAGAACGCAAAUUCUGUCUUUUCUUGAUUUGGGGUGUUUUCAGUAUUUUGGAGGUAUACAUUUACUUAAAUUCAGUAUUACUUGUGUUGGUUUUUUUUUUCUUUUUCCUAGAGGGCAGGCAUGGGUAUUGAGACCAGAAAUCCGUGCCUGGUAAGAUUUUUGUCUCAAAAGCUACCAUAAGAAUUCCAAGAGAACAUAUGUAUAAAGUUUAAAUUUAAGGGAUAGUUCUCAAACCCAUAACUGAGACUUAGCUGAUGUCGAAAGCGCUUUCUUAAUGAGCAGCGUUUAACCAGGUACCCAUGCUUGACCCUUUUUCACAUCAGACCUCCUCAUAUAAAAGAAAAAAUCCUUAAAAAAAAGAGAGAGAGAGAGAGAAAGAAAAGAAAAAAAAAGAAAAAUCUCAUGUGGCUGUUUAGUUUCAAUAUUUUUCCUUCAAACAAAACUCUGUACAAACUUUGGGCCUGAUUCAUAAAAGACCAUUUGCUAUUAACACGGGAUUUUGGUGUACUUUUCUCAUCCAAAUCUGAGAACACUUUCUUUCUAAGUAUAUGCUUCAGCAAGACCCUCUUCCCUGUGCACAAGCACCCGCCUGCCUUUUAUGUCCCCUGAGGGCUACACACCCCAUAACAGGAGCAGAAUCAAUCAGAAAAGAUGGCCAUGGCAGGGGACAGAAUGUCAUGUCCAAUACCUGAAAUACACAAGAAUUUUAAAAGGAAAGGGGAAUGUAGAGGAGAGGACAGCCCUAUACUGCACUCUGGCCAUUACAUGGGUUUUAUGCAUUUAUGUGUGAUGUUCCUUGAUUACAAAAGGAAUUAGUCUGUUCCAUAGCAAAAUAUGCUAGGUGUGCUACCUCUGAUUUCUACAGAGACCAUUCAUAAAGGAAAACACUCACAAUGUAAACUUUGGUACUUUUUACAGUGGAUUUUAAGGAAGACUGUUUUCCACUUAGUCUAUACCUUUGCCAAUGAGUGAAUAAAACAAUAUUCUUUACCCAAAUCUCCCCUCUCCUCCUCCUUUCUACAAAUUCAUAAUUUUUUUAGAAAGAAGAAAGGCAAAUAAGGUGAAUGAUUCGCUUUAGAGUUGAGUAUGGUAGCUGUAAACUCUCAUCCUUUACCACUGGUUUUGUUACUUCUGUAGAAAUGCAGGGUAAAUAAUGGUUACCAAUACCAUACAAUGGAGGUUUACAAAAUUGUUUGCUGUGGACAUACAAUCAGUGGGAAAUCCCCAUUCUGCACCUGUAUUGGGUUUCUUCCCACAGUUCAGCAUUCGCCCAGCUCCUCUUACCCUUGUCCACUCAAGUUCCUCAUUUUAAUUUUCAGUUUGCUGGACAAAACACUUCUAAUGGAUGUGUGAAAGAUCUGCUGGAAAAUCACUUAGUACCCGUGUUAAUACCAUGUUGUCUUCAUGGUUUUGAGUCGAGCCCCUUGUACCUCUCGUAUACUUGUAUUGACUCUCAUAGUUACCAUUUUAGUUUUAAUGUGUUCUGUGAAAAAGAAUUGAAAUUGGUUGAGAAUCACUGUGGGCAUCCAUUCUUAUUCAACUAAAUCUCUGCAGGUUUUUUGAGCUGGUGUGGAUUAGUUUAACUCUUGUAUUCAACCAUUAGUGCUACCACCUUCUCACAUUACAAUACAAUUACUGGAAGCAAGUACUGCAUUUCCUAUGCAACAAAAAAAGGAAAAUAAAAAAUUGCUAAUGCUAACAAA
Caretta caretta (loggerhead turtle) is the source of this 9067-nucleotide messenger RNA. The record is from RefSeq and is a predicted model, not a curated record. Lineage: Eukaryota; Metazoa; Chordata; Testudines; Cheloniidae.